CGGCAAUGGCCACGGCGUCACCAGCCGACUCCAGUCCCUCGACUUAUUUAACAGUUUGUCCAGUAUGUUUCCAAAGGUUCAACAAGCCAAGGAUGUUGCCUUGUUCCCACACUUUUUGCCACAAUUGUCUGGACGGACUCAUCAAAUCGUCCUGCAGUAGUGCGACCUCCCUGGGAUUUACAUGCCCUCUGUGUCGAGAGUUCAUAGCAGCUCCAGGAGUAGUGGGCCAGUGGACUUCAGAUAAAUGGGCAUCACUUUUCCCGCUAAACCAAUUUAUUGAAUAUUUGAUUGAAAAAGAAUCAGAGGUGUCUGCUACUAAUUGUGAUGCAUGUGCUGAAGAUGGAGAAGACGUGAAAGCAAUUAACUGGUGCAAAGACUGCAAGCGUUCUUUCUGUGAAAACUGUACAAAAAUACACAAAAGGUUUCUCGCUUUAUACAACCAUAACACAGUGUCUCUCUGUGAGAUUUCAAGUGCCACUAAACUCACAGAAGUUGUUUCAAGGUUUUGCAAGACUCAUGAACAGAAUAAGCUGGAACUCUAUUGCAGGGAUCAUCAAGUACCGUCUUGUGCCUUAUGCGUUCCCACGUUACAUAGAACAUGUGAUCACAUAGGCACCAUACAAGAAGAAGUUAUUAAAUCUUAUAAAACUAAUCUACUUGCUAAGGGACUUGUCAAAGAAAUGCAGGCCUUUUGUGAUUCCGUCGAAAAACUUAUCGAGGAGGAGAAAAUGAAUAUUACAGGAAUUGAUGAAAAAACUGAUAUGUAUAUUGAUAUGGUCAAGAGUGCUUGUGAGAGGUUAGUGCAGCAGUUUAAAAAACUAGAGGAGAAGCAGUUGAAUGAAAUAGCCCAAAUCUCAAAAGAUAGCAAGGCUAAGCUAGAGACUUCCAUCUGGGAUCACGAAAAUCGGAGAGCAUAUGUUCAAAACUGUCUGAAGCUGAUGACUGAAACUUUAGAGAAUGGGGAUAAUGCCGAUCUCUUACUCCAGUAUUAUGUAAUGAAGGAGAAACUUAGAGAAAUAAGAAAAAUUAAGCUUCAAACUGUGAAGAUAGAUUUAACGGCGACACCCAUUGAUGAAACUGUCAAUUUAAAAGGGUUUUUAAACCUAAAAAUGGCUGAAAAAAGCAUCAACAUUCCAGAAACUAUUGAUGUGGGUCGAUCUAAAUUACAUGUUAUUAAUCACUUCACAGUGUUGAAUUCGGAUAUCAGAGGAGGCGCUUUUUUAUCCGAUGGUCGCUUACUCCUGAUUGAUUUUAACCACAGUCGCUGCUUAUUAUACAAGGAGAAAGGUGUAAUGGAAUUAGAGGCCAAGUUUUCAGGUGAAGUGUGGGACGCGUAUGUAAAUUCUGAUGUUCUUUAUAUCACAUUUUCUGACACCAAGGAGGUCAAAAUGGUGAAACUGGAAGAUUUAUCUGUAAUAAAGUCCUUCCAGGUGAACUGCUCGUGUAGAGGAAUAACAAAAGUGGGGGAUAAAAUAGUAUUGGCGGGAAGAACGUUAAUCGAGACCUGUAAUGGAGAUUUUGAACAUUUGGAUCAAGCUGAGGUAGACGCAGAUACUGAUGAUGUCGCUGCAGAUUCAGAUGGAAACAUAAUUUAUUCAACUUAUCAAACAAGUACAGUUAUCAAGAAAAGACACAUGACAAGUACCAUUUCUUAUACUUAUAAACACUCUUCAUUAUGUGCACCAUUUGGUUUGGCUGUCGAUCACAUGGGAAACGCCUAUGUGUGUGGAAAUGAGAGCAACAACAUUCAUAUUGUAUCGACAGAUGGAAAAACCUUGAAGAUUUUAGAUGCAUUCACUCAACCUCAGUGCGUAAAAAUUCAAACUAACAGUGUCAAGUUUUUUGUUGUGGAAGAAAAGUCAAAAGUGAAGAUUUGUGAAUUGAGGGAGGGUUAAGGAAAUUUUUUAUUUAAAGAAAUAACCUAAUAUUUGGAAUUUUCUGGCAUUAUGUAUAAAAUAAUGUGAUAUAUAUAAUCUGA
This is a messenger RNA of Saccostrea cuccullata (small rock oyster), 1978 nucleotides long. Its product is annotated as E3 ubiquitin-protein ligase TRIM45-like. Gene Ontology annotation, molecular function: zinc ion binding. The record is from RefSeq and is a predicted model, not a curated record. The coding region runs from base 6 to 1895 and encodes 629 amino acids. The transcript has a single exon. NCBI's taxonomy places the organism in Eukaryota, Metazoa, Mollusca, Bivalvia, Ostreida, Ostreidae.